UGUCCACUUUACUAAUUGGUCACAGCCAUCAUGAGUGUAAUGCAAACCUGUUCUUCAGCUGGAUCCUUGAAAGGAUUGGGAGGUGGCAGUUCUGGUGUUUCCAGAAUUUCUCAUGUUCGCUCAAGUGGAUCUUACAGAGCACCUAGUCUCCAUAGUGGUCUGGGAGUUGGUCUGGGAAGCAGAUGCUCAAGCACCUCAUUUGGCUAUGGAGGACUAGGAAAUGCAUCUUCAAGUUAUGGAGGACUAGGAAGUGCAUCUGCAGGUUAUGGAGGACUAGGAAGUGCAUCUGCUGGUUUAGGUUUCAGUUAUGGUGGUGGCAACAUUGGUGCUUACUCUGGGAUCCUAAAUGAUGGUGCCUUCAAUGUCAGCAAGAAAGAAACGAUGCAACUUCUGAAUGACCGUCUAGCUACUUAUCUGGAGAAAGUACACAACCUAGAGCAGGAAAAUACCCAGCUUGAAAGGAAAAUCCGAGAAUGGUAUGAUAAACAGGUCCCUUAUACAUCACCUGAUUUCCUUCCAUACUUCAGAACAAUUGAAGAACUUCAACAAAAGAUCUUGCAAGCUAGUACUGGGAAUGCCAACAUCCUUCUUCAGAUAGAUAAUGCGCGCCUUGCAGCCGAUGACUUCAGAACUAAGUAUGAAAAUGAGGCUGCCAUCCGCAUGGGAGUGGAAGCAGAUACCAAUGGGCUCCGCCGUGUCCUGGACGAACUGAACCUGAGCAAGAAUGACCUGGAAAUGCAACUGCAGUCACUGAAUGAAGAAUUGGCUUACCUUAAGAAAAACCAUGAAGAGGAAAUGAUGUCUCUACGCAGUCAGCUAGGAGCCAGGGUCAAUGUGGAAGUAGAUGCUGCACCAGCAGUGGAUCUAAAUAGAGUCCUGUCUGAAAUAAGAGACCAAUAUGAGAACUUAGUAGAGAAGAACAGAAAAGAAUCUGAGACCUGGUUCGUCAAUAAGAGUGAAGAGUUAAACCAGCAGGUGACCAGCAGUGCUCAACAGUUGCAGACAAUUCACACUGAGGUCAUUGAUCUUAGACAUACAGUGCAGAAUCUUGAGAUCGAGCUUCAAACCCAAAACAGCAUGAAAGCAGCAUUGGAGAACACAUUGGCAGAGACAGAAGGUCGUUAUUGUGCUCAGCUAUCUCAAAUACAAGGUUUGAUUAACAAUGUGGAAACACAGCUGGCAGAACUUCGAUCUGACCUGGAGAGGCAAAACUAUGAGUAUAGAGUUCUUAUGGAUGUGAAGAACCGUCUAGAACUGGAGAUAGCCACAUAUAGACGCCUGCUGGAUGGAGAAGAUAUUCAAAAGGGAUCAUGGUACUCCAGGGAAUUGAGCUCCGGAGGUUUAAGCCUUUCUGGUACCAGCAAACCAAAGACCAUUGUGGAAGAUACAAAAUAAAAGCCAUCCUAUUUAAGAUACAAACCAGCAUAGAAGAACAGUAUCUGGUUCACAUGAAUUUUAUAACAGCACUAAUAAGACAACAUAUAUUGUGGUUCCUUAUGUCAAUUAUGGGAUAGUAACUGGUUUUAAGAUGUCUCUUCCUAUAAAUUGCACUUUAUUAAGUCAUAACUAUGUUCAAUAGUUAGAUAAACUAGAAGUACAUGAUAUUACAAGUAGUCAUUUCAAUCAUGCAUCUAAAAAACUGAGAUUUAAAUUAAUAAAUUGGGAUUGUCCAAAUAACACAAGAAAAUAAUGAAAUCUAUCAACAAAGUUUAUAAUUAAUAAAAUAAAAAUGACUAGUUUGGGUUGCUAACUGGGCACACAUCAAAUAAAACCAGUGUCUAGGAUUAACAUCAGCAUUUGAUGGCUAAUUUAGAGGUCUCUGCUCACCUUUAAUUCACUACAAAGGGCACUUUUUUUUCUAUUGCCCCUCUUAAGAAUUUGGCUGUAUGAACCAAUAUUUUUUUUAACUUAAGGCGUAACAUAAAUGAGCAAAGGCUGGGCAUGCUUUGUAACCAAUUCUUAACAUUCACUAGGUUGAUUAGUAUUGCUGUUAUAAACUAAUAAACUAGUAGACAACAUUAAACAAACUGCUACUUGCAUUUGAACAAUACAUAUUUUUUUAUGAUUCUACCCUAAAUUGCUAAUUAUCAGUCUUAGGGCAAGUCAAUAUUGUUAAACACUCAUGUCAACAGUGCGUUUUUACAAAAUGUUUUAAUCUACUAACAAUAAAGAAAUAUUGUUUAGAUCAUUAUUCUGUGACAGAUACACAACAGUGUUUUAGAUACAUUUUCCCACUGCUUUAUGCUUAGCACACACACACACAUAUCUAUUUAAUUGCAAUAGAUGUGUCUGAUACAACUUUUUAUGACAAGACUGCAAAAUUAUCCAUUGAUGGGCCUCUUGUGAGAUGAAUGGGAACCUUUCAUAAAUGUACAAAAAAAAUGUAAAACUAUCUCCAUAAGUAAUUACCUUAAAAGAAGCCAAUCUUUUAUUUUGCAUUAUUUUCUGUCUUGCUACUUACUUUUAAAUAAUGUUACCUGCCAGUUCUUUCAAUAAAGCUCCUUAUUGCAUGCAAA
Messenger RNA from Bombina bombina (fire-bellied toad), 2516 nucleotides. RefSeq names its product keratin, type I cytoskeletal 19-like. The record is from RefSeq and is a predicted model, not a curated record. Lineage: Eukaryota; Metazoa; Chordata; Amphibia; Anura; Bombinatoridae. The coding region runs from base 31 to 1395 and encodes 454 amino acids. Gene Ontology annotation, molecular function: structural molecule activity. The transcript has 7 exons.